UUAUAAUUUUUUCAGUGUGUGUAUAUAUAUAUAUUCUUUUUUUUCUUUUUUCUGCACCAAACCACAUUCGAUUUUACCACCAGGUUUUACAGCCUGGACACGGCACAGACAAACCGUUCGACCGGAGGGCUUUCGGCCCGCUCCGCGCUCGCGCUUCGUCUCCAGCGCGCUUCUCACGCUGCAUCUUCAAAAAGUCGGAGCCGCGGGUCACGUGCCUUUGGCGCGUGACGUCAUUUCUCCGGAUAAAAAUGAGAAAGAGAAAGCCCCCCUAUCCAUUUUGAAUGUCCGUGUUACAGAAACAGGACGUCGGCUCACGGCUUAACUGAUCGGAUAAAGCGGGACACCGCGGUGUGUGUGUGUGUGUGUGUGCGCGCACCGGGCUCGCGCGCGUUUUAGCUCGUCGGAACAGCACGGACGCUCGAGCGCGCUCUGAGCGGCGCGUUGAACGGAACAGGUGUCGAUAGAGGAAAGAGAGAGAGAGAGAGAGAGAGAGGAAGGGAGCGCGUCUUGUACGCAACGCAACUCGAACCGAGAGCCAUGGAGGGCUUGGUGAACGUCUCAGCGCCUCUCCAUCAUUUCUCCCAUCAACCCAACAUCAGCGCCCUCUGCCCCAACCUGAGCUCCGGUGGUGGCUGGAACGGGAGCGCGCUGGAGAACAGCACGUGUGAGCGACCCGCCGACGUGAACAAAGGAUCGACCCCUGUCAUCAUCGCCAUCGUCAUCACCGCGCUUUACUCCAUCGUGUGUGUGGUGGGGCUGGUGGGCAACGUGCUCGUCAUGUAUGUAAUCAUCAGAUACACCAAAAUGAAGACUGCAACAAACAUCUACAUCUUUAACCUGGCACUUGCAGAUGCCUUGGCUACCAGUACCCUCCCCUUCCAAAGUGUGAACUAUCUCAUGGGCACCUGGCCUUUUGGGGACAUCCUGUGCAAAAUCAUCAUGUCGAUUGACUAUUACAACAUGUUUACCAGCAUCUUUACGUUGACCACUAUGAGCGUAGACCGCUACAUUGCCGUGUGCCAUCCAGUGAAAGCUUUGGACUUCAGGACCCCACGCAAUGCCAAGAUCGUAAACGUCUGCAACUGGAUCCUGUCAUCUGCUAUUGGCCUGCCAGUCAUGAUAAUGGCUUCAACUAUCACUACACUCGAUUACCACAGCAGCGGCAUAGUUGACUGCACUCUUGUGUUCCCUCACCCAUCCUGGUACUGGGAGAACUUGCUAAAGAUCUGUGUUUUCAUCUUUGCCUUCAUAAUGCCUGUGUUGAUUAUCACUGUGUGCUACGGCCUGAUGAUCCUGCGCCUAAAGAGUGUCCGCAUGCUGUCUGGCUCCAAGGAGAAGGACCGCAACCUGCGACGCAUCACGCGCAUGGUGUUAGUGGUAGUGGCUGUCUUCAUCGUGUGUUGGACCCUUCACAUCUUUGUGAUCAUCAAGGCCCUGGUGACCAUACCCAACUCUCUACUGCAGACCAUCACCUGGCACUUCUGCAUCGCCUUGGGUUACACCAACAGCUGUCUCAACCCAGUGCUCUACGCCUUCCUGGACGAGAACUUCAAGCGAUGUUUUCGUGAGUUCUGCAUACCCAGUCCGUCAGUGCUGGACCUGCAGAACUCGAUGCGCUCAACGCGCACCCGCAACCCACAGCGCGACGCUCAAUCCAGUCCCACAGUAGACCGAACCAACCGGCAGGUAUGACUAGCAGUGGAGAUGUCAUCACUGGAUUUGCGCUGCCAGCCCAGUGUUGACAUCAACUCAGAACUCACACAAGUCACCACAGGUCUCUGAGCCGUGGAUGGAACUACCGGUCCGCUGUGAUGGUCAUGGAAAUCUCCCAUAACCAAUCUAGAUUUAUUCUUAAAAACAAAAUUUAAUAUGAUAGAAGUAGUGUGACUUUACAGUUUGAAUGUGCACCACUCAAGCUGAAUUUAGCUUCUUAGAGGUAUAGUUUACCAAGAGGAAUCGUUACAUGAACACAAUAAAAAUCAAUGAAGUCAGUAGCUCAGAAUUGCUUGCGCAUGUUGUCCAUUAGGCCAAUUCUGGUUUAUAGGCCAACAUAGGCUGUAUAAUAAACAUUGCCUUUAUGCUUUCCUUCAAUUUCUCUUACUGUUUGUGACUGCACAAUCAGAAAAUGACUUUUCUGAAAAGAAAUAGUUUCUUUUCUAAUUUCUUUAAUACUGUAAAUAUUGUAAAUAAUAUUUUCCUAAGCAAAAUCAGUGCUUUAUAUUUGUUAAAAUGUGCCAUUUGAUUG
Messenger RNA from Silurus meridionalis, 2245 nucleotides. It is a transcript of the gene oprm1, whose product is annotated as opioid receptor, mu 1. Gene Ontology annotation, biological process: sensory perception of pain; neuropeptide signaling pathway; G protein-coupled opioid receptor signaling pathway. Gene Ontology annotation, molecular function: G-protein beta-subunit binding; G-protein alpha-subunit binding; morphine receptor activity. The record is from RefSeq and is a predicted model, not a curated record. Gene Ontology annotation, cellular component: membrane; neuron projection. NCBI's taxonomy places the organism in Eukaryota, Metazoa, Chordata, Actinopteri, Siluriformes, Siluridae.